Molecule: messenger RNA, 825 nt
Organism: Dentiscutata heterogama
Lineage: Eukaryota; Fungi; Glomeromycota; Glomeromycetes; Diversisporales; Gigasporaceae
Source: the annotation of a GenBank genome assembly
AUGCCCAACAUAGCGAAAGAGAUUUGCAAAAAUAUUCGGAAGGUGGAUUUAAAACCGGAUGAUCUUCUUUCGAGUGGUAUUCUGUUCGAAGGAUCGUUAAGAACAAAUCAAAGCAAACUUUACAACAUACUAGAAAAAAAACAGUUAAUACGUCAAUUAACAUCAGACAUACCGACAAAAAUCGAAUUAACUUCUGAUAAAAGGUUAUUCAUAGAAGAUUUUAUGCUUUAUGAAGACGCAAGAUUUCCAAAGGUUAUAAAAUCUGAGGAAAGUUAUUUUCACGAACUAUUCUCUUUUAUGAAUGCGGUAAAAAAAAUUUGGAAGAAAUCGUCAUACCAAAAUCGGGAUCCAGCGAUCAAUGAAAGGACUUAUUCACAUAAUUUUGUGAAUAGUUUAAUCGAAUUUGUUUUUUUAAACACAAAUGUCGAAAUGCGAUGGGACGGUUCACCAUGCCAAUCGACCAAAUUUAGAGAUAUUAAAGGCGAUGGUCCUAUUCGAUAUCCGGACAUGUUCUCUUACGUUAGAAAUGAUUUCUACGAUCACAGCUAUGAUUUUUUUUUUGCUGAGAUAUCAUAUGGUCCGUUUUCAUUAGAUAACGAAGACCACAUCGGGGAGGAUUUUACUAGAUACGAAAAUGAACGUCUAUAUUAUGGACCGAAGCUGUGGACCGUUUCGAAAAAUGGUACCAUAUCUAACGAUCAAGUUACCGAUUAUAAUGUGCGAUCUUCUAUGGUCAAUGACAUGGUAAAACGAAGACAGUUACUAGAAGAAACAAAAAUAAGUGAUAAUGAUACUAUAACUUCUGUUUUCACGCCUGAAAGCUGA